Messenger RNA from Daucus carota subsp. sativus, 486 nucleotides. RefSeq names its product transcription factor PCF2-like. The coding region runs from base 1 to 486 and encodes 161 amino acids. Gene Ontology annotation, molecular function: sequence-specific DNA binding; DNA-binding transcription factor activity. Gene Ontology annotation, cellular component: nucleus. The record is from RefSeq and is a predicted model, not a curated record. NCBI's taxonomy places the organism in Eukaryota, Viridiplantae, Streptophyta, Magnoliopsida, Apiales, Apiaceae. The transcript has a single exon.
AUGUCUUCACAAAAAGAUUUUAACGGUGAUUCUCAAGUGAGCGGCGGCCCUUCUCAACCGGCACCAAGGAAAGACCUGCAUACCAAGGUGGAGGGUCGGGGCAGGAGGACCCGAAUACCCACUCUUUGUGCUGCUCGGAUCUUCCAACUGACCAAAGAGUUGGGUUUGGCCACAGAUGGUGAAACAAUCCAGUGGCUUCUUCAACAAGCGGAGCCCGCCAUUAUUAGGGCUACAGGCACUGGAACAGUGCCUGCUAAUGCUACUGUAACUGCUGAUGGGACCCUCGGAGGCCCGGACACAAACGAGGGAGCUGCUGAGGAUGUUUCGAAGACCUCGGGACUUGCGCCUGGGGGCCCCAGCCCCGUGUCCAACCAAAACCAGACCAGCGUUAGCUGCGAAGCCAGGGUGAGCUCUGCUGCAGAGGAAGAGUAUGAUGAGGUGGUAUUGAUGGGCAAGAAGAUCAGGUUUCCUAAAGGGGGCAUUUGA